AUGAGGUAUUCUUUCCAAGGAGGCACGGGUGCUCCGCUGAUUACUCCAAUGCAAUCCCAGUCCCCGCUGGCUCUUGGCUUUGAAUAUAUAGCUGAGCGGCUGGUUUCAUUCAAAAUUAAACCACCCCUCGUGUACCUUUUGAUUAUUAUAAUGGAAGAGUAG
Dovyalis caffra is the source of this 162-nucleotide messenger RNA. The record is from the annotation of a GenBank genome assembly. Lineage: Eukaryota; Viridiplantae; Streptophyta; Magnoliopsida; Malpighiales; Salicaceae.